AUGUCUUUUUCUCGCAACGGAUGGGCAGUUUGUAUACACACAGCCAAUGGCGCUGUAUCCAAUGUGACCCUGUGUCAAGGAGAUUCUUCUGGUGGAACAGUAACUUAUCAGGGACGUUUUGAGAUUCUUCCUUUGGCUGGCUCAUAUCUGCUGUCAGAAAGUGCUGAGCUGAGCAGUCGAACAGGUGGACUUAGUGUUUGUCUUGCUGGUCCUGAUGGCCGUGUUUUAGAUGGUGCUGUAGCUGGACUUCUAACUGUAGCUUCUCCAGUUCAGGUGGUCAUUGGGAGCUUUGUAGCUGAUGGGAAAAAAAGCCCGACCCUGGAUCAACACCUGGGAAACCUGUUUCUGAUGGGUUUCCAUCUGCUACCAGUCCAUCGUCGAGGGGUACUGAAUCCUCUGGUGGUCAUGGAAGCCUGGCAAAUAUUGCUGGCUCGUUUAACAUGGGCACCCAACCAGGCCUUCCUAACUUCCUCUCAUGGAAAUGAGGUUAGCUGA
Molecule: messenger RNA, 495 nt
Organism: Phragmites australis (common reed)
Lineage: Eukaryota; Viridiplantae; Streptophyta; Magnoliopsida; Poales; Poaceae
Product: AT-hook motif nuclear-localized protein 10-like
Exons: 3
Coding region: 1-495 (164 amino acids)
Molecular function (GO): minor groove of adenine-thymine-rich DNA binding
Source: RefSeq, a predicted model, not a curated record